Saccharomyces eubayanus is the source of this 2652-nucleotide messenger RNA. It is a transcript of the gene SYG1, whose product is annotated as Syg1p. Gene Ontology annotation, molecular function: inositol hexakisphosphate binding. Gene Ontology annotation, biological process: phosphate ion transport; cellular response to phosphate starvation. The transcript has a single exon. Bases 1 to 2652 code for a protein of 883 amino acids. Lineage: Eukaryota; Fungi; Ascomycota; Saccharomycetes; Saccharomycetales; Saccharomycetaceae. Gene Ontology annotation, cellular component: Golgi apparatus; cytoplasm; plasma membrane. The record is from RefSeq and is a predicted model, not a curated record.
AUGAAAUUCGCUGACCAUCUGACCGAAUCUGCCAUCCCGGAGUGGAGGGACAAGUACAUUGACUACAAGGUCGGCAAGAAGAAGCUCAAGCGCUACAAGGAUAAGCUGACCGCGGAGGAACAGCGGUCCAGCUCCGGUCGGAGCUGGACCCCUCCCGUGUCGCUGUACCAGACGGAGGCCCAGCGGAGGAUUCCGUCUGCCGACUACCGUACCGGGCAAGUGAGCAAGAAGGAAUACUCUGGGCUGCAGCGGGAGUUCGUAUCCGAGUUCAUCGAGGACUGGCUGAUCGCGUUCCAGCUGAGAAAGUGCAACGAGUUUUACCUCUGGCUGUUGAAGGAGUGUGACAAGAAGUUUGAGGUUUUGGAGUCGCAGCUGCACUACUACUUGCUGCAAAAAAACUAUGAGCGCGACGUGUUGAACAGGUCCACCUCCAGCGUCGACAUUUCCUCGAGCCUGUACCAGGCAGGAUCCGGCAACGUUGAUGGCGGGUACGGCUCGAUGGCGGGUGCCCAGGACACGACUCCGCCACGGCUAUCGCCACUUGCGUAUUGCCGCAAGGUCCUGAAGGACAACCGGUUGCUACCCUCGUGGCCCAAGCGAGGAUUCUCAUUGCUGCACGACGUGACGCAGGACUCGUCGUCCAGGGGCCGUGAGACGUUUGCCUUCGGAGCGUCGUUCUUGGACACCAUGACCAUGACGCAGGCCCGGAACCUGUUGAGCAACGCCAUCAUCGAGUACUACCUGUACUUGCAGUUGGUUAAGUCGUUCCGUGAUAUCAACGUGACCGGGUUCCGUAAGAUGGUCAAGAAGUUCGACAAGGCGUGCUACACUAAGGAGUUGCCCUCGUUCAUGUCGUACGCGAGGGCCAACUACACCCUCUUCAAGCACGCGGACGCCAACGUGCAACUGGUUGCGCAACAGAUGCAACAGAUAACCAGCUCCCAGCCGGCAACGACCGCGGAGCUGUCCUCUGCCCAAAGAGACAAGGAGCCCAUCACUUGGCUGGAAACUCAGAUCAGCGAGUGGUACACCACCGCAUUGACCAACACCCCGAAGGACAAGAAGCAUAACACCCACAAGUUGAAGAAGCUGACCAUCCAGUACUCCAUAUCCGAGCAAAUGGUCCAUAGAAACAACAGGUCCAUCGUGCAGAUGUUCGUUGUUGGCCUGGGCAUCGGUAUCUCGAUGGCUCUGAUCACUUUCACCUUGUAUCGGGCCAUUAGCUCCGAUCAGGCUUCCUUCACGCACAAGAUCUUGUUCCCGCUGUGGGGCGGUUGGUACAUGGUCAUGUUGAUCGCGUUCCUGUUCCUUGUGAAUUGUUACAUCUGGCAUAAAACCGGAAUUAAUUAUAGAUUUAUUAUGCUGGGUGAGAUUCAAUCCAAGAACGGUACACAAUUCUUUAACAAUGAUUUUGCCACGAGCAAAAUCCCUCUCAAAAUGUAUUUCUUGACUUUUUUCAUUUUGUCCUGUGCGGUUUGUUCCAUGUUGAGUUUUGCAUUGGAAAGACUUACUCCCAUGGGGUUUAUAUACAUUGGUAUCGUGUUUUUCCUGUUUGUUUGCCCCUCUGGUCUCAUCCCAUACUGGGAUAAAGUCGUACAUACGAGAAAAUGGCUAGUAGUGACUCUUAUCAGACUGAUGAUGUCUGGUUUCUUCCCCGUCGAGUUUGGUGAUUUCUUCCUGGGUGAUAUCAUCUGUUCGCUAACCUACUCCAUUUCCGAUAUCGCCAUGUUUUUCUGUGUUUACUCGCAAACCCCCAACAAUCUAUGCGGCUCUUCCCAUUCCAUAGCAAUGGGUGCCUUGUCUUGCCUACCAAGUUAUUGGAGAUUCAUGCAGUGUUUGCGAAGAUUCGCCGACUCUGGUGACUGGUUCCCACAUCUUUUAAAUGCCGCUAAAUACACUUUAGGUAUCGCGUACAAUGCCACUCUUUGUGCUUACAGAUUGUCUGAUCAUUCAGACAAAAGAAGAACACCCUUCAUUGUGUUUGCCACGUUGAAUUCGCUCCUCACUUCCGCUUGGGAUCUUGUCAUGGAUUGGUCCGUUGCUCAUAACACCACAUCUUACAAUUGGUUGCUAAGAGACGACUUAUAUUUAGCCGGUAAGAAAAACUGGGAAGACGGGAGCUAUUCAUUCAGAAGGAAACUGGUUUAUUAUUUUGCUAUGGUCUGGGAUAUCCUCAUUAGAUUCGAAUGGAUUGUGUAUGCAAUUGCCCCUCAAACGAUUCAACAAAGUGCCGUGACGUCAUUUAUUUUGGCUACUUUGGAAGUUAUUAGAAGAUUUGUUUGGAUCAUCUUUAGAGUCGAAAAUGAACAUGUCGCUAACGUCCAUCUAUUCAGAGUCACCGGUGAUGCUCCCUUACCUUAUCCAAUCUCGCAAGUUGGUGAUGAUACUGAAAGUAGUGAACUGGGUUCCAAAUAUUUGUCAUCGAUAAAUGAUAUACCUAUUACGCCCUCACGUGAUAACGAUCCGCACAACGUCGAAGAACCCGCACCCGCAUACCGUGGGACCUUCAGGAGAAGGUCUUCUGUAUUUGAAAACAUCUCAAGAACAAUUCCCUGGGCUCAUGCAACUGACUUUCAAAGGCCAACAGUUAAUACUGUGGAUGACAGAUCACCUGAAACGGACAGUGAAAGUGAGAUGGAUAGUGUGAUGUGA